AUGGCCCAGCCCUCGACUACUGGCUCCCAUCCUCACUUCCCUUCCUCGCCAUCCACUGCCACCGCACCGCCUGCACCCACGCCCCCCGGUGCAUACACAUCGAUCUUCGGCGGCGGCCCUCCGGUCGUCCCAACCUCACCGAUUGUCCUGCCAGCAGCACCAGCACCAGCAGCAGCACCGGCAACGCCCCAGGCAGCUGGACCUGGACUCGGUUCUGGCACCGGCCUCGGUCCCGGACCUGCGACCCUCACGGCCGCCAACCUCGCGCCCCCGCCUGCCCCCGGCACGUCGACGCCGGCCUCCGUAGCCUCGUCUUCUAACAACACCUACAUCAUGCCCAACUCGCCCAUGAAGAACCGCGGCGGCGGCAGCGGCUCGGACGGCUACCGACCCAAGGUCACGCGCACGCUCGGCCAGCGGCCGGCCUGUCUCGUCAAUGCGUCCGUCACGUACUGCGGCAACAACCAGAUCUUUGCCUUUGGCGGCUUUGACCAGUACACCGAUGAGGUGUACAACCACGUGCUGCGUCUCGACCUCGUCAGCCAGCAGUGGAGCCUCGUCGACAACUACGGCGACAUUCCUGGGGUGCGCAUGGGCCACACCGCCACGCUGUACCAGGGCGACAAGCUGCUGGUCUUUGGCGGCGAGAACGAGCACCGCACGUACCUGUCGGACCUGAUUGUGUUCGACCUCAAGACCGCCCACUGGACGCAGCCCGCCGUCACGGGACCCAUCCCCAAGGGCCGCGCGCGCCACGCCGCCGUCCUGCACGAAGACAAGCUGUUCAUCAUCGGCGGCAUAACAGGCCACGACAACUACGUGCUCGACGACAUCUGCUACCUCGACCUCAAGACCUUUUGCUGGUCACGUGCCUGGCGCUUCGUCGGCCGCUUCGACCACUCGGCCUAUAUCUGGGGCGACCGCGUGUGGGUCUUUGGCGGUCUGAGCGAAGACAUGGACAAGGUGAGCGACCUCUGGUGGCUGGACCUCAAGGGCACGCCCGCCUUCCAGUCGCCGCCCCAGAUCGGCAGCAGCCCCUACGACCGCCCCAACCUGGGCGGGCCCCCGCUGGGCAUGGGCGGCGGCAGCAGCCGCCAUGGCAGCGGAUCCCCGCGGCCCGGGUAUGCGCUGGCGCAGUCGCCGGCCGUCGGCGCGUCGGGCUAUGCGGCCAACUCCCGCACCGCGCAGGUGAACACGCCCUCGUUCCAGCUCAAGUCGUACGCGCCCGUGGCGCCCGGGUCCAUCUCGGCGCUCAAGUUCUUUUCGGGGCCCAACACGCCCAACCAGGGCUCGGGCAUCCACUUCCACGUCUACUCGGCCGGCAUGCUGCUCGACUUUGUCACGCCCGCGCCGACCAUUAUGUCGCGCGAGUGCUCCCUGUCGACGCUCGACCUGGCGACGCUGCGCUGGCAGAAACUGGCCGAGGGCCGCGAGAUCUUCAAGCCGGGCUACCGCUGGCACUACUGCACGAUGAACGAGGACGGCACCAAGGCCUGGCUGCUGGGCUGCCCGACGGACCCCAGCAACAGCGAGCUCGGCGCCAACGGCUUCGAGGAGUACCUGAGCGACAUUAUGGAGAUUGACCUGCGCCGCUACGGCUUCUUGGGCCACAGCGCGCCGCCCGAUGCCCACGGCAUGAUGGGCAUGGGCGGCGCCAUGAUGACGCGGCCGACCUCGCGCGUGCGCCACGCCAACGACCCGCCGUCCAUGGGUCUUGGGUCGGACCUGUCGCGCCUCUUUGACCAGCCGCCCGAGACGGGCAGCGGCGCCGACUUUAUCGUGACGGCCCACUCGGGCAACCCAGAAGACGACGAGAUGGACCACGAGGCGGAAGCGCCUGUGCGCGAUGGCGAUGUUGGUGGUGGCGGUGCUGCUGCAGGGCGAAACAACAACAACGACCACUGGCUGGCGCCCGAUGCACCGACCAGCCCGCCCAUUCAUGUGCAUCGGCUCAUCCUGCAGGCGCGCUGGCCGCACUUUGCACGGCUGUGGUCGUCGCAGAUGGCCGAGUUCCACACCAAGAAGAUGCACAUCCCAGAACCCUACAGCGUCGUCCGUGCCUUUUUGUUCUACCUCUACACCGACCGGAUUGAUCCGGCGCCCCCGCCGGAGGACGGACCGGGCAUGGACAUUGGGGGCAGCAGCAGCAGCGGCGGCGGCGGCGGCAGCGGUGCGGGCACCAAGCGCGGCCGCAGCCCGGGCGACGCAGGCGGCGGCAGUCGAAAUGGCGGUCCUCUCAACCGCCACCCCCACCACCACCACCACCAGCUCCGCCAAACCCACCACGACGCCGAUGCCCGCGGCCACCACAACCCGGCCCACGUGACGGCCGAUCUGUCCGACGUCGCGGGCCUGCUCGUCAUGUCCAACAUCUACAACAUCCCCCACCUGCGCCUGCUGUGCGUCAACCGGCUGUCCAAGGAGCUCGACGUGGACCACGCCUGCAUCAUUUGGCACUGCGCCAGCCUCGCCAACGAGCCCUGGCUGCGCAAGCGUGCCGCCAGUUUCUGCCUGACCCACUGGGGCCGCAUCGUGCGCUCGUCGGGGUUCCUGCGGCUGCCGCGCACCGCCAUUGUCGAGCUGUCGCAGGAGAUUGACACCGAGGGCCGCGUCAUUGGCGGCGACGAGCUGGACCUGUUUGGCUCGGCGCUCGAGGGCGCCGGCGGCGUCGGCGGUGCGCGCUUCUCGGACAAUGGCAGUGUCCUGUCGCGGCGCAAAGAGAGCAUCAGCAGCAGCCAUGCGUCGCAGAUGGCCGAGUCGGAGAUGGAAGACGACGAGGAGGAAGGCAUGGAUAUGAACUAG
Molecule: messenger RNA, 2802 nt
Organism: Sporothrix brasiliensis 5110
Lineage: Eukaryota; Fungi; Ascomycota; Sordariomycetes; Ophiostomatales; Ophiostomataceae
Product: kelch repeat protein
Exons: 1
Coding region: 1-2802 (933 amino acids)
Molecular function (GO): protein binding
Source: RefSeq, a predicted model, not a curated record